AUGGCUUCCGCCGCGACCGCGGAGUUAGAAGCUGGCCUCCAGGCCAUGCUCACCCUCAAGCCUCCCGGCGUUUCGGGCUCUCGCAUCAAUACGUUGACCAAGCUGUGUGUCGAUAAUGUUCAGGAUGAAUCCUUAAUCGUCCAGAAGCUUUACAUGCAGUUCAAGAAGGCUCCUGUCUCCCACAAGCUGGGCGUUCUCUACGUGGUAGACUCUGUAACGCGCAAGUGGAAUGAACAGGCCAAGGCUCUGGGUCAGGUUGUAGACAGCUCUGCUCCUGACAAGUCCUUCGCCGCUGGUGUCCACCGAGUCACCGAACUCAUGCCAGUCUUGAUGAAUGACAUUUUGCAGUAUGCCCCUGAGGGUCAGAAGGAUAAGAUCUCCAAGCUCUUGGACAUUUGGGAGAAGGGCCAGACCUUCCCCCCUGCGAUGAUAGAGUCAUUCCGCAAGAACCUGAACGCCGUCCCUGUUCCUGAACCGAUCCAGUCCACCACGCCGGAGGGUAGUCCCCCCCCAGGCUUGGUCGCGUUCAUGGGUUACAACCGACCGGCCGCUCCCACUGCUCCUACUCCUCCUACUGCUCAGAACAGUAGUGCUAUCAUGGCAGCCCUUGCCAACAUCGCCCGCCAGAACGCUGCAGCUGCAGCUGCCCCUGCUCAGCAACCUGCUCCAGCUCAAACUGCACCUCAGUCUGCCCCUCAGAGCCAGGCCCAGACCAACGCGCUUAGCGUGCUGGCCAACCUUCAGAGCAUCACUGCGCAGCAUCAGCAGAAUGCAGCUCGUCCUGCUGCUCCCAGCCAGCCGCCUUACUCGCUUCCAUUCAACUCCAGCCAGCCGGCCACCACUGCUGCUACGCCUGCGCCUGCACCUAUUCCGGCGCCAUUCUCUUGGCCUCCUCAGCCGCCGGCCCAGGCCCCGGCCCCGGGCCAGCCUGUUGGUAUGCCGUACCCCGGUGCUGGAGCAGCUCAGCCGCCUGCUCUUCCCAUGGAUCCUCGAACACAGCAACAGCUGCUGUUGAUCAAGACCCUCAGAGACCAGGGUGUGCCGUUGGAACAGAUCCCGGCUCUUCUCGCUGUUCUCAGCGGAGGCGGUCCUGUUCCUCCGGCUCCUACGUCGGCUGCGGCUGCUCCGGCUACCUCAGCCACACCCGCCCCCAAUUACUACGCCACGAACCAGGGAUGGGGUGGUCCCGGCCAAUCCAACAACAGCCAUGACCAGCACCGGUACAGCGACGGCCCCAGAUCGCCGAACCGGUACCAACGUUCUCGUUCCAGAUCGCCGGGUCGCCACUGGGACUCCCGCAACCCAACCCGUGGCUCGCCUCGCGGUAGUCGUGAUGACUACGCACGUCACUCUCCGAACCGUGGUCGCUACGAUGACCGCGGCCGACCCGGCGAUUAUCGCCAGCGCAGCCCAGUCGGCAGGAAUGGACGCAGCCCGACCCCUCGCCGCAACACCAAAGAGAAGUGGGUUGAGUACGACCCCACCAUUCCCAACGGCAGGAUCAAGGUCCUCAGCCGUACUCUGUUCGUCGGCGGAGUAGCCUACACCGAGCCCGAGUUGCGAGAGAUUUUCAGCAAGUUCGGUGAGGUGCAGACUUGCAUUGUGAACAAGGAUAAGCGUCACGCGUUCGUCAAGAUGGUUAGCCGAGAUGAUGCGUUCCGAGCCAAGGAAGCCAUGGAGGCCAAUAGGGAUAGCGACCCGCAGCUUCGAACCCGUUGGGGCGUAGGCUUUGGUCCGCGCGACUGCAGUGAUUACCAGACUGGAGUCAGCAUCAUUCCCAUCUCGAAACUCACUGAGGCCGAUCGCAAGUGGAUGCUUACCGCAGAGUUCGGUGGCAGCGGCGGCAGACCCAUCGAGACCGGCCUUGUUGUUGAGGAGCCCGAUAUCGAGAUCGGCGCCGGCGUCUCUUCCAAGGCCAUCAGUCGCCGCAUGCAGACUGACAAGAGCGGUAACCACGGACCUCGUUCUACCCGCAGCGGACGCCACGAUGGCCGAGAUGGCGAUGGCGACGAUGGUCAUGAUGACUUCGGCCGCAACCGCCGUGGCGGCCGUGAUCGUCGUGAGGACACCCAGGCUUCCGGCGCCAACGCCCAGCCUCUCCCUCAGAAUUUCCCCUUCGGCAUCACCACCCUGCCCAACGGCAUGCCCGCGUACCCCCCUAACUUCAUGUUCCCCGCCCCGGAGAGCAAGUAA
Molecule: messenger RNA, 2193 nt
Organism: Colletotrichum karsti
Lineage: Eukaryota; Fungi; Ascomycota; Sordariomycetes; Glomerellales; Glomerellaceae
Exons: 6
Coding region: 1-2193 (730 amino acids)
Cellular component (GO): nucleus
Molecular function (GO): RNA binding
Source: RefSeq, a predicted model, not a curated record